Odobenus rosmarus divergens (Pacific walrus) is the source of this 1554-nucleotide messenger RNA. It is a transcript of the gene ENTPD1, whose product is annotated as ectonucleoside triphosphate diphosphohydrolase 1. NCBI's taxonomy places the organism in Eukaryota, Metazoa, Chordata, Mammalia, Carnivora, Odobenidae. Bases 1 to 1554 code for a protein of 517 amino acids. The record is from RefSeq and is a predicted model, not a curated record. Gene Ontology annotation, biological process: nucleoside diphosphate catabolic process. Gene Ontology annotation, cellular component: plasma membrane. Gene Ontology annotation, molecular function: GDP phosphatase activity; UDP phosphatase activity. The transcript has 12 exons.
AUGAGUACUGACCUCAUGGCCAGUCAGAAGAAAAAGUCUGAACUGAAGAAUUUUUGUUCCAGAAAUAUACUGAUCAUCCUUGGCUUCUCCUCUAUUAUGGCUGUGAUUUCUUUGAUUGCUGUGGGGCUGACCCAGAACAAAACAUUGCCAGAAAAUGUUAAGUACGGGAUUGUGCUCGACGCAGGCUCUUCUCACACAAGUUUGUACAUCUAUAAGUGGCCAGCAGAAAAGGAGAAUGACACGGGGGUGGUGCGUCAGAUAACAGAGUGCAAGCUGAGAGGUCCUGGAAUCUCAAGAUAUGCUCAAAAAUUAAGUGAAAUAGACAUUUAUCUGACUGCAUGCAUGAUAAGAGCCACUCAAGUGGUUCCAAAGUCCCAGCACCAGGAGACCCCCGUUUACCUGGGAGCUACGGCAGGCAUGCGCUUGCUCAGGAUAGAAAAUGAACAGUUGGCAGACAAGGUCCUGGCUGCGGUGGCGAGGAGCCUCAGCAAUUACCACUUUGAUUUCCAGGGUGCCAGAAUCAUCACCGGCCAAGAGGAGGGGGCCUACGGCUGGAUUACUAUCAACUAUCUGCUGGGCAAAUUCACGCAGAAAUUGAGUUGGCUCAACCUGAAACCAAAUGAAGACAGUGCUCUUGAAACCUACGGGGCUUUAGACCUUGGGGGAGCCUCUACACAAAUCACUUUUGUGCCCCCAAACAAGAAGAUCGAGUCUCCAAGCAAUGCUCUGCACUUCCGCCUUUAUGGCAGGGACUACAGCGUGUACACACACAGCUUCUUGUGCUAUGGGAAGGAUCAAGCACUCAGGCAGAAACUGGCCAAGGACAUUCAGGUUGGUACAAACGGAAUCCUCAGGGACCCAUGCUUUCACCCUGGAUACGAGACAGUAAUGAAUGUAAGUGAUCUCUACAGUAGCCCCUGCACCAAGAGAUUUGAGAUGACUCUUCCAUUCGAUCAGUUUCAAAUUCAGGGCACUGGAAACUAUCAACAAUGCCGGCAAAGCAUUCUUCAACUCUUCAACACCAGUUACUGCCCUUACUCCCACUGUUCCUUCAAUGGGAUUUUCUUGCCACCACUUCACGGGGAUUUUGGGGCAUUUUCGGCUUAUUACUAUGUGAUGGAAUUUUUAAACUUUACCUCAGAGGAAACCCCCUCGCAGGAAAAGAUGACAGAGACUAUGGAAAAGUUCUGCUCUCAGCCUUGGGAGGAGCUGAAGACCUCUUUUGGUGACGUGAAGGAGAAGUACCUGAGUGAAUACUGCUUUUCCGGAGCCUACAUCCUAUCUCUCCUUCUGAGUGGCUAUCAUUUCACAGCUGAUUCCUGGAAGAAUAUUCAUUUCAUGGGCAAGAUCCAGAGCAGCAAUGUCGGGUGGACUCUGGGCUACAUGCUGAACCUGACCAACAUGAUCCCAGCUGAGCAGCCGUUGUCCACACCUCUUUCCCACUCCACCUAUGUCUUCCUCAUGGUCCUCUUCUCCCUGAUCCUGGUUGCAGUGGCCAUUGUUGGUUUGUUUAUCUUUCACAAGCCUUCAUAUUUCUGGAAAGACAUGGUAUAG